UCUUUUAUUUAUUUUCUUCUUUUCUUUUUCCAGUUUUUGUGGUUUGAUUUCUAUCUUGUUAAUUUUGUGGAAACAAUCCAUGAAAAUGGCAGUGAUGUAUCAGAAAGUGGACAUAUCUUGGAUCAGGCUGGACCAUUUAAUUUUUUGCCUGUAGAAGGUAAUUGGCCCAGGCUGAGGCGUUUUUUAAACUGAUAGAUUGUGAUCAACACACAACAGUAAAAGAGCAUAAAAUAAUGGUGCCCAGAGAGAAAUGAUUGGACAACGAAAACUAGUGGUUUGUGAAUCUAUCCAAUGGAAAAUAAACAGAAAAGUUGCUUCUGUUUUUUUUUAUGUGACUUGAUCGUUUAGCUGGUGUCUUGUAUAAUUAGAAGCUUGUUCUUGGGAUUUAUGUGCAAAAGUACAAAGGAGGAAGAGAGAAAGUGGGGAAAAGAGAGAGACAUAUUUUGAGUUUUGCAAAUGUCUUCUACAGCUUUGUCUUCAGUUUAUGCAGUUUGCAGUGAUGCAGCUGGGGUUGCAGGUAACAUCUUUGCUUUGGUGCUGUUCCUGUCACCUAUACCAACAUUUCAGAGAAUAAUCAGAAAUGAGUCAACAGAACAGUUCUCAGGAAUGCCCUACAUUUAUGCCCUCUUGAACUGCUUGAUAUGUCUCUGGUAUGGCAUGCCCCUUGUAAAACCUGGUAUUAUCCUGGUGGCAACAGUAAAUUCCACUGGGGCAGUAUUCCAAUUGAUUUACAUCUGCAUUUUUAUUCGAUAUGCUGCAAAGCCAAUGAAGCUGAAGAUGUUGGGAUUCUUGAUAUCAGUUUUUGCAAUAUUUGCUUUGAUAGUUUUUGUGAGCCUGAGAUUCUUGGACUCUCCAUCGCGGCAACUCUUUGUUGGAUAUUUAAGUAUUGCAUCUCUGGUUUCCAUGUUUGCUUCUCCUCUACUCAUAAUUAAUUUGGUGAUCAAAAUGAGAAGUGUUGAAUACAUGCCAUUCCCUCUCUCUCUUGCAACAUUCUUGAUGAGUCUGGCUUUCUUUGUAUAUGGAAUGUUCAAGCAUGAUGCUUUCAUCUAUGUUCCGAAUGGAAUUGGAACAGUUUUGGGGACUGUCCAAUUGGCCUUGUACGCCUAUUAUAACAGUGCUUCCAGAGAGGAGUUGAGGCAUCCCCUGAUAAAUCCUUGAGCAAGGUGAAAGAAAUAUUGCUUGCCAUUCAGCUUUUCCAGUUUGUUUGCCAUAGGAAGUUUUUCGUUUCCCUUGAGACCCUGGAAUUUGAUUUUUACAGCUGCAUAAUGCAAGCAAAUUCAUGUUGUAAUCUGUAUAUUUAUCAGGCAACUUAGAUUAAACACCUCUGGUGUUAAUGUUAUUAUUGUUGUUGAUCCUCAAAAGAAUCAAAAUCAUGGUACUUAUCAUAA
Molecule: messenger RNA, 1388 nt
Organism: Theobroma umbraticum
Lineage: Eukaryota; Viridiplantae; Streptophyta; Magnoliopsida; Malvales; Malvaceae
Product: bidirectional sugar transporter SWEET2a-like
Biological process (GO): carbohydrate transport
Cellular component (GO): membrane
Molecular function (GO): sugar transmembrane transporter activity
Source: RefSeq, a predicted model, not a curated record